UGCCCUUGCUCUGGAGGAACCAGCAAGGUGCAGAGUGGCAGAGCACUUGGAUUCUUAAAUAAGCAGUGGCCAUCACCAUGGACACAAGCCUGGACCCAUCCUUCUUCCCCGGCAAUCACUGGCUGUACUUCUCCGUGUACCUCUUCACCUUCUUGGUGGGACUCCCACUCAACCUGGUGGCUCUGGUGAUCUUCGCCCGCAAGCUGCAGCGCCGCCCAGUGGCCGUGGACCUGAUCUUGCUGAACCUGACCCUCUCGGACUUGCUCCUGCUGCUCUUCCUGCCCUUCCGCAUGGUGGAGGCGGCCAGCGGCAUGCACUGGCGGCUGCCCUUCAUUUUCUGCCCCUUAACCAAAUUCCUCUUCUUCACCACCAUCUAUCUCACGUCCCUCUUCCUGACAGCUGUGAGCAUCGAGCGCUACUUGAGCGUGGCCUACCCGCUGUGGUACAAGGCCCGGCCAAGGCUCCGACAGGCUGGCCUGGUCAGUGGGGCCUGCUGGCUCCUGGCCACUGGGCACUGCAGUGUGGUCUUUAUCACCGAAUUCUCAGGAAACUCUUCCCACAACACCUGCUACCUGGAAUUCCAGGAGGAGCAGCUGGCCAUUCUCCUGCCUGUCCGGCUGGAGAUGGCUGUGGUCCUUUUUGGAAUUCCCCUGCUCAUCACCAGCUACUGCUACAGCCGCCUGGUGUGCAUACUCAGGAGGGGAGCCAGCCACCGGCGGAAGAGGGUGGCAGGGCUAGUGGCAGCCACGAUGCUUAACUUCCUCAUCUGCUUUGGGCCCUACAAUAUUUCUCAUGUUGUGGGCUACCUCCAGGGUAAAAGCCCAGUGUGGAGAAAUUACGUGCUACUCCUCAGCACCUUGAAUUCUUGUGUUGAUCCCUUGGUUUACUACUUCUCAUCAUCUGGGUUCCAGGCUGACUUUCAGAGGCUGCUGCAAAGGCUGCCUGGGGUCUGGGGCUUCUGGAGGCAGGAGAGCUGCUUGAAACUGAAGAAGAAUGAAGAGGAGCAACCUCAGGAGCUGUCCAAUGUAGAGAACAGGUAGUGGACUCUAGGAGGGCUGUGGAGCGGGUGGCAAGUGGCCUGAACUGAAAGACAUCUCAUUCACAGGGCAGUUCCUAGCUCAAGUCAGGCGGGACCUGGGAGUGGCAGG
This is a messenger RNA of Myotis brandtii (Brandt's bat), 1148 nucleotides long. It is a transcript of the gene FFAR3, whose product is annotated as free fatty acid receptor 3. The record is from RefSeq and is a predicted model, not a curated record. Bases 78 to 1040 code for a protein of 320 amino acids. The transcript has 2 exons. Gene Ontology annotation, biological process: G protein-coupled receptor signaling pathway; cellular response to fatty acid. Gene Ontology annotation, cellular component: plasma membrane. Lineage: Eukaryota; Metazoa; Chordata; Mammalia; Chiroptera; Vespertilionidae. Gene Ontology annotation, molecular function: G protein-coupled receptor activity.